GUUAAUCAUGUAAUCUUUGGUAUAAUUUUCGUUAACGUGAUACAGUUUUUCAACGAGUACAUAUAAAAUUUAAUUUUAAAAUAAGUUCGCUUUGGAUGGGUGUAAUAAUAAUCAUUUGUUACGAUUUUAAUUGUUGGUAGUAAAAAUUAGCAAUACGUUUAGUCAAUAAAACCACGUUAUCUAAUCAUUUAACUCGUCAAUAAUUACAAUUAAGUCAUAGUGUAAAGCAAGACAAUUAAAGGCAAUAAUACGGAAUGGUUUGAGGUUAAAUUCAAUUAAAGGAUUUUUAUGGAAGGAAGUGCAUGUGUGUUACAUUAAAUUAAUACGGGUAGCCGUCUAAUAAACUAUUGUUUUUGCAAUUUGUUUGAUUUUCACGUAAGUUAACGGUUUUUUCUACACGCGCUCAAGUAUCGACCUGCAAGUGAAUAAAUUAUUUAGCUUUUUCCUAGAUUUGAACUUGUGCCAAAAAGUUAUUGUAUUAUAAAGGUAUAAUGAGAUCACUUCAAAAUAUUGCCAUUCAGUAGCUGUUGUUAAAUUAUUAUAAAACAGAUCAAUAUAAAGGCUCGCGUAAAAGUAGAGAUGAGCACAUGUGAUUUUAAAAAACUCAUAAUAUUUGCCUUAAAACACUUUUAGUGCCUAUACAUAAGCUUAGUAUAUGCUCAUCACACAAUUACGUUAAACUCGUGCAAAAAGCUUUAAAAAUUAGAUAAAGCAACUAGCGAUUAUUAUAGUAUUAAAAACGGGCUAAAAUGUCACAAGUGGUACUAUGCAAUAUUUCCAAUAAUGACAACAAUAACAACGACAACACAAGCGAAGAUUCCAACCAGCUUCCCACAAUUUAUCGGUGCAGAGCCCCGAUAGCAAGUCUCGAUUGCAUGGAAGAAUUUAGCGCCGGUAGUGCACUGAGCGCAUUAGGCGAACGUGGAAGCGAUGGCGUCAUCACCAAGGAGCAAUUGCUGCUUAGCGGUUUAACUCACUCAGCACCAGGAAAUCCAUAUCAGCUCUCAAGACAGACCUCCCUAACUCCGGGUUUACGGUAUCGAAACCUUGGGAAAAGCGGGCUGCGAGUUUCCAACAUUGGACUAGGAACAUGGCCGAUCUUCGGACCGGGGGUGACGGAAGAGCAAGCCGAGCAGAUUGUAUCACUUGCGAUGGAUAGUGGCAUAAAUGUAUUUGACUUGUCGGAAGCGCACUCUGGAACGAGAGCGGAAGUUGAAUUGGGUCGUAUUUUGAUCAGGAAAGGCUGGAAGCGUUCGAGUUUCGUGGUGAACACCAAAAUAUAUUGGAGUACCAGAACAUCGUCUAGAUCUGAAGAACGCGGACUCUCGCGCAAACACAUAAUUGAAAGUGUAAAGGCGAGCUUGGGUCGUUUACAAUUGGCUUACAUCGACGUGGUGAUUGUGCAUAAGGCCGAUCCAAUGUGUCCAAUGGAAGAAAUAGUUCGUGCGAUGCACUACGUGAUAUCGCAAGGUUGGGCAAUGUACUGGGGCACUGCCAGGUGGUCGCCCGUUGAAAUUAUGGAAGCAUACACCAAUUCGAGGCAAUUCAAUUGCAUUACGCCAAUCGUAGAGCAGGCUGAGUACCACAUGUUUUGUAGAGAGAAAACUGAAUUGUACAUUCCAGAGUUGUAUAACAAAAUAGGAGUUGGUCUGAUGGCUUGGUCUCCUAUCACUAUGGGAUUGGCGCAGGGAAAGGAGGACGGAGGCGUGCAGUUAUUUUCUCGAUAUAGCUUUAGAAGUAAGUAUCGCUCCUUUUCGUGGACUGAAGACGAAACAUCAGCAAAUAAGGAGGGAUUUACGUGGGUGAAGGAAAAGGUCCAACCUGAAGAAACACGAAAACAAUCAGAAAAAAUAAGAGAAUUGAAUGCCUUAUCCGAACGUUUAGGCUGUACUUUAGCGCAAUUAUCGAUAGCCUGGUGUCUAAAGAACGAAUCCGUACAAUGCUUAUUAUUAGGUGCUACUUCAACCGAUCAACUUUACGAUAAUAUCCAAUCACUCCAGCUCAUUCCAAAGUUAAAUACAAAUAUGGUAGCGGAAAUUGAACGAAUUUUAGAGAAUAAACCAACGAGACCGCCAAUGGUGUCAACCUUAGCGCUUAGAUGACAAUCAAUGUGCCCCCCUGGUUCUAUCAGUGCGCUUUGCAGUGGUGGCCAGGGAGGCACUAGCAACGCCGAAAGUCCCAAGGAAGAGGAGCUGAGUACCGCCGAAGUUGAAGGGAAAGAAGCGCAGAAGCUGCCAUUCUGCGAGAUUCAGUGACAAAGGGUGAGCGAGUUUGUAAAAACUCGUAAAGUAAAAACACCCGACGAAAAGCCGACUAAGGAGAAGGUUAAGUGGACGUACAGUCCCGACGAAGGGCCCAAAUGCACAAUUGAACCUUUUUUAUACAAGAAGAAAGAUAAAAAGUCUGCCGGUACCAGUCCAACGCAAGUAUGAAGUCGGAGGAUAAACGAGGAAUUUUUGAUAUAAAACCGGACGCGUGGUCAUAGAGGAAGAGUUUUGCACGAAUCGAAACUAAACACGAUGCUUUAGGUUGUAAUAAAUAAAUGGCACAAUGUUGUAGUAACGUUUAUGCUACUGUAGACUUAUUCUGCUAAGUCAAUUCUAGCAUAAAGAAAUUGUUGAGCUCAACUAAGUAGUAUUGAGUAGAGAAAACGCAGUAAAAUGCAGUUCGCCAUGUCCACAUCUUGAGGCUUAAAGCCAAAGAAGCAGUUCCAAUAGAUAUCUUAUAAACAUAGAUUUGCAUGCCAUCACUAUAUUUAGAUGUUAUCCAAAUGCCGAUAUUUUUCAAGUUGCUCCUUAGAAACACACACAUUAGUUUGUUAUUCUGCUUUAUAGAUUUGCCAAUGUAACAUCUUAGACAUAGUAAGUGCUUUGGCAUUUUAUUCAAUACCCACCUAUAAUAAACUUGGAUAUGUUGAUGUAAGACCCUAGGUGUUGGAAGGACGGAAUCAUUUUUUGAUUAUCAGGAUAGUGUCGUCUCAAGCACUUUGAAUAAUGUUAUACAUUCGCGAGUUUGGUUUCGCAAACGUUUAGACGCCAGAUUACGUCCUUGAGUGCAAUAAAUUGUUCUUCCAUUAGUUUGUAACUUCGCAAUCAUUCAGGGGGUGGUUGCAAAAGUAUGACACAUUCGAAUAAACGAUUUGGCGUUUCCUUGUUCAAAAAGCUUUAUUGCAGUCCUCAUUGUAAUCAAUUUAACAAUAUAAAUUAAUCAAAGUGAUUCAAACGGCACAUCUACGAAACGGUACAUUACUGUUAACUCGAUGACACUCGUGCCCUAUCACUAUAAGAAAUUGCCACAAACAAUUAAGUAAACGUCUGUAAGGUAAAUAGGUAUAAGCAAAAACAAUAAAUAGUGUAUAGAAAUACUUA
Molecule: messenger RNA, 3368 nt
Organism: Photinus pyralis (common eastern firefly)
Lineage: Eukaryota; Metazoa; Arthropoda; Insecta; Coleoptera; Lampyridae
Product: voltage-gated potassium channel subunit beta-2-like
Exons: 10
Coding region: 750-2102 (450 amino acids)
Biological process (GO): regulation of potassium ion transmembrane transport; potassium ion transport
Cellular component (GO): voltage-gated potassium channel complex; cytoplasm
Molecular function (GO): voltage-gated potassium channel activity; potassium channel regulator activity; transmembrane transporter binding
Source: RefSeq, a predicted model, not a curated record